Saccostrea cuccullata (small rock oyster) is the source of this 2696-nucleotide messenger RNA. RefSeq names its product voltage-dependent calcium channel gamma-5 subunit-like. The coding region runs from base 534 to 1535 and encodes 333 amino acids. Gene Ontology annotation, biological process: neurotransmitter receptor internalization; regulation of AMPA receptor activity; neurotransmitter receptor transport, postsynaptic endosome to lysosome. NCBI's taxonomy places the organism in Eukaryota, Metazoa, Mollusca, Bivalvia, Ostreida, Ostreidae. The transcript is spliced from 4 exons. Gene Ontology annotation, molecular function: channel regulator activity; voltage-gated calcium channel activity. Gene Ontology annotation, cellular component: postsynaptic density membrane; AMPA glutamate receptor complex. The record is from RefSeq and is a predicted model, not a curated record.
AAGUUCUAGAGAAGAUACGAAUAGGCCGUCCCCUCUCGAAGCGUUUCAUGGAAUCAGAUCGUUGACAUGGUUUAUCGUUUAUCCAAGGCAGACAGCGAGAACAAUCAUUUCGGUUCCAUUACAUCUGAAUGAAUUCUGAAAAAAGGGACAUGUAAACUGAAUGAGAUGUCUUCUGUAAACGGGGUCGGACGAGGCAAUGCAUCACAAAUAUCAAGUCUAAAACUGUCUCAGGAGUGCUUUAAAGAAAAUCGUUUUUUCUUCGAAGUUUUUCUCCGCAGGGGUAUCCUGUCACUUUCAGAAGAGCACUGUUAAAUUUUUUCUUUCCUAUAAGUGAUAAUCCGUUGCUUCAAAGUAUUUUCAUGCCGUUGUCAGUGAAUUCAGCGGAUGGGAGGAAGUUGUCAGUUUCAUCCUUUGGUAAAAGUCUUGAUGUGGCAUAAUACGAAACCGUCAAUGGUGGAUAAGAUUGGAGACAGAUUUGGUUCACUGACUUUUUCACGUGUGCGGUUGGAACGGUGUCUUGAACGGAUUAUACAAUGGAUUGUUGUAGUAAGAAGCGAGUAUUGAUGGUUAUGACAAGUGCAUGUGCGUGUGCAGCAUUUGGAUUACUGGCUAUCGGUGUCGCUACAGACUAUUGGCUCUUCACGAGUGAUCUCCAAAAAGAAUCGGAAAACGACACUGACCUGUACGAAAAUCACUGGUCUGGGCUUUGGCGCACGUGCAGAGUGGACGGCUAUUUUCCAACAAAAAUGGAUUGCAAUUACAUCAUGUAUUUCACCCCAAGUGAUGAAAAAGAGGGCUUACCACAGACGCAAGCAAUAUUGUUGACGAUGCGGAGAUCCACGUGGUUUCCUCUGGCGAGUCUCCUGAUUUUGUUGAUUGGAGCCAUCAUUUGUUUUGUUGGUCAGUGUAAAUCUGGAAGAAAGAACUUAACGUUUGUCUGCGGUAUUUUAUUCGUUCUUGCAGGUUUGUGUACAUUAGUUGGCAUCAUUCUAUAUAUAGGCAGCAUUACCGAGGAAGUCGGUAGUAAAGGGAAACCCAGCGGCGACGAAAAAGUCAAAUUCAAAUAUAAUUAUGGAGCCUCGUUUAUCAUGACAGUCUGCUCCUUUGUUCUGACUGAGUUAUCUGGAGUUUUUUCAGUAUAUCUGUACAUCACUCGUUACAAACAGAAACACAGGAAAAAACUCCAACAAAUGUUAAAAGAGGAGCAAAAUGAUCAUAGUAAUAGAUGGAGAUACCGCAAGCCAACAAAUCACAGUCGCGAGAGGUCCGUCUCCAGGGAGCGUUGUUCAAGAGACCAUUCCAUGAGUCGAUCUGAUAGUUAUUAUACAUAUACCCCUAUAUCUGACAAUGCUUCCAAUGAACUCUCGAACUAUACAUUCCCGAGAGAAGUGUCUAGAAAUACCAUAUCAACUACUGUCGAUACGCAUGCGCCGCGCGAAUACCGCGAUCACGUGGUCCGAGAAAACAAUACUCGAGAACAUAUGACGGUUCCACUUCCGCCUGAAACAAUUAUAAGACGAACAACUCCCGUGUGAUUUUGUUUAGGUCAGUUAGACGUUAUUGUCAACCAUUCGGUGCUUUACUGACAAUCAAACGGCUGACAGAAGGCACAAAAUCCUAGUUCCCCUUGCCAUUUUUCACAGGGAGUUCUACAUAACACAGAUAUGAUAAAAUGGUUAAACUGAAGAAGGCUGUUUUUCAUCUGUACGUAGGAAAAAGAAUUCCUGAAAUUUAUUUUAUUACCUAAGCUGUCUUGUAGAUGAAUCAUUGGUGUAAAUAUUUUGAUAUGAAUAUUGAACUUAGCAAGGGAGAUGUAUUGUCCGUGGGUUUGGUUAGGUGUUUUCUACAUAUUUUUGUAUUAUUGGUCAUGCAGUAUUUGAAUGUUAAUGCAACUGAAUGAUUAUAGCCGAUUUUUCCGGUUUGAGUGAUUCAAAGUUGUGCAUUGAAUGGUCUAUAGAUGUAUUUUAAUUCAUACAAAUCUGAAUUCAUUAAUAUCACACAAAUAGUUCAUGUUUUCAUCAUGUUAUGUAUCCUCGAGACCAUUGAUAUGUAUAAUAGGCAACUUUGUGUGAGAAGAAAGAUAACUUGUGCAUGGCAUAUAAAGACAAGCGUUUAACGUAUGUGUAUUUAUUGAAUAAUGUAUGUUGUGACAUGUAUUAUCAUUCUCACUGUGUGUUUACAUAAGAUGCCUCGCUGAAUAUUAUACAUUUUUAAGUAUCAUAGGAGUUAAAGAGAACGCACAGUUAAGCCACAAAGAAGUAAGGCGAGGUUAACACUUACUUGUACAAUAUUGCAGGACUUCGGUUUAAAGACGGUCCUUGCUCAUCUUAUACCAUCUUGACUUGUACAUGUGUAUACUGUCUAUUUAUUAUUUAAAAAACCCCGCGCAUUCUUUUAACUUGUUUGAAACAAUAUUACGAAGGGCAAUACAAAGAAAAAACGAAGAUCACUCUGUUGUUUCCAAACAUUUCUAUGGCUGUUGUGAAGGACGCAUUCAGUUUGAGUUUUAUUUUUGAAACAUUAUGCAUACGUUAAAUGUUAUUAGUUAAAUAUAUGUAAUUUUUGUAAAAAUUUCUACACUUUGUAAUUAUAUGUUGAUAUCAUGUGUCAUUGCAUAUUUCUCCAUUAUAUGGGCUUUUUUGUUUAAUUUGUUAUAUAAUUAUGGUCUCAUUUGAAUUGAAGAUAUUUAUCAACAA